Molecule: messenger RNA, 543 nt
Organism: Clonostachys rhizophaga
Lineage: Eukaryota; Fungi; Ascomycota; Sordariomycetes; Hypocreales; Bionectriaceae
Source: the annotation of a GenBank genome assembly
AUGCCGAUUGCCAAAGCUGAAAUCCAGGGCCAUGUUGAAGAUAUCCUGGCAUUCAUUCAAGAGAAGGAAGAGGGAUUAAUUGGGACCAGCCUCGAUCCAGGACAUUUCCCAACGAUUUCGCCAGAUCUUGAAUCAAUCGGAGGUUUAGGAAGACAGUCCAGCAUUCACAAUCCAACUUUUCAAAGGGCGAAAGAUGCCCUGUAUCAGUUCAAAGAUAUGAUCACCAAGUACCAAGCGCCUGAAAAAUACGAAGAUGGCAUUACAAUGCCUACCGGGGUUAGGUGGGCGCAGGAUAAGAGGGAUCUUGAAUCCUUGGAUGACCAUGCGAUUUUCACGGCAACUCGACUAAUCAGCAGUCUCAUCGUACCAAAUCCAAGCCCAUCGCUGAAGAGCCCACCCGAUCAAAAAGAUGAAAUCGCAAGGAUGGCUUGGGAGUUCUUUCCAAAGGAAAUAUCCGGGAUGGCGAAGGACACUUGGGGCAAGAUUGCACAAGAACAGGUCAAAGCAUUCACCCAUGUGUUGCGCUCCGUGGAGAAAAAAUGA